Molecule: messenger RNA, 792 nt
Organism: Sphaeramia orbicularis (orbiculate cardinalfish)
Lineage: Eukaryota; Metazoa; Chordata; Actinopteri; Kurtiformes; Apogonidae
Exons: 2
Coding region: 1-750 (249 amino acids)
Source: RefSeq, a predicted model, not a curated record
AUGGGAGGGACCACAUGUCCAUCUGACCCGCCCCCGGCCACGCCUCCACCAAUCAGCUCCAAGACUCCAGAUGCAGCUGGUCCGAUGGCGGUGUUACCUUCAGGACGAACGGGGACCUGGACCAGGUUCCUGGACAGACGGGUCCUCAAGUCCCGCUUAGCCUCAGCGGUCUGCGGUACAGACGGGCCGUGGUGGACCGAGGUGGACCAGAUGGGGUUCAGGGUAAACCUGCCCAUUUGGUUUGUGUCCGACGACCCUGAAGGUCAAAGGUCAGCCCUCAGAUGUCCUACAGCCGUUUGGUUCCUACCUCCAGCCCAGACCAGGACGCUGACAGAGGACAAUGUCAGCGACGGGCGGCUUGUGUGUAGGGACUGGACUCUGAGGAGGUCUGGAGGUCUGAGGGGGGUCCCAGGGUCUGGAGGUCUGAGGGGGGUUCCAGGGUCUGGAGGUCUGCAGGACCACCAGGGGGGCACCAGCCUGGAGGAGCUGGAGGCCUUCAUCGACUCCUACGUUCAGAUCUGGGAACAAACCAUGGAGUCGUGUUAUGGAGGAGAACCCGAGCCGGACCAGGUCUCAGACCAGAGGGGGGACGACGUUCUGGCGACUAUUAGUGAAAAACUAUCAAAGCUGGACGUUCUGGAGGAGAUCAGACUGGAUUUAGCAGAACUGAAGAAAAGUCUGGAGACCAGCCUGAGAAGCAUCGAAGAGUUUAGAGAAAACAGCCAGAAGGAUCCUCAAAGUCCACUUUGACUCAUUUAACCCUGAAGACCCAGAACUGAAGUCAGAUCCCAA